AGGAUUUCCUGUCCUGUCACUUGAAAACAUCACGGCUGUGUGCGAGCUGAAUUUCUCAAGCUAAAUCAGCAUAACGCGAGGAAUACGAGCAGAAUACUGAAUCUAAAAAAACACAGUUUCCUCUUUAUAUGUUAUGGACUUGUUGCUGAGUGCGUAAGGUAAACACGUUAAUAAUCCUUCCUAACCCGCCACUUGUUGACGCAGCGCCUAGAACCCUCACGUUGAUGUCUCGUAUGGAAUGGAAUCUUGGAAUGGAACCGUAGGAUGAAACGAUGGAAUGAAACGUGGAAUUCUCUGAAGUUUCGUUGUUUGAGUUGAUUCAGUGAAGCGAACGGUUGACUAUUUGAAAGAGAAAGGAAAAUGUUCAUCUCAUGUGUAAGAGCCUGAGGGAAGGGGAUGCCUUCACUAUGCUUGUUGUAUCUGGGAAAUAUUCAGCUUGAUAUCAAAGCAUACUAAUUAAAAGAGGUGAGGGGCACCUUUAGUGAACUCGAUCUGUUCAUGGAAAGCCACGCCUGGCUGGAGUCGUCCCUGCGGCGCUCUGCCAGUCUGGGUCUGGAGGUUCUGCAGCGAGCCUCCAGGAGAAGCGUCGACUGGAGCAGCGUGGAAGCUUCCCAGACCCCCACCACCACCACAGAGGAAGACACACAGAUCCCUGUCAAGAGACCACGCUCAGAGCUCGAUGAUGUCUUUGCAAUCAUCGCAGACUUCAUGGCCCAGACGACCCAUCAGUGCAAGAGGUUUUACGAGUCUGGCUCCUGCACUGAGCCCUCUGACACUGAGAGGAGCCAUGUGUGCAGGUUUCACUCACGGCCAGCUGCUGGGAUUAAAACUCCUGCACGGUCGGCUAGAAAACACGAAAGGGCACCACAGAACCAGGGUCGUGUCUCUGCAGUUGGUGGAGAUUUCUUCAUCGAGGUUUCCCCGGGGACGUACGCUGUCACUGCCUCCAUGCCGGAGUCACAGCAGCAGACUCAGAUGAUCAGUGUCCGAGCCGGAGAGAGCGUCGACCUCACCUUUAACCUCUGACCCCUCUCCUUUAACCUCCAAUACUAAAACUGACCAAAUGCUCAUUCUGUGUGUGUGGCUGUGUGUGUUUAUUGCUUGCUUUUACACUGCAUUAAGAGUUUACAUUUUAUAUUGCAUGAAUUCUACAAAAUGUUGUAGAUGGAGAAGCCAUAUUUGUAUUGCUAUUGAUUAUUUUAUUAUGUAGUUUGUGUUUCAAUAUUCUACUUUUAAACAUCAUGUAAAGCUCUUUCCAUAUUUUUACUUGCACUUAUUCCACAUUAGUGUAUACAAAUAAAGUAUUUUUUUAACCAA
Notothenia coriiceps (black rockcod) is the source of this 1317-nucleotide messenger RNA. RefSeq names its product A kinase (PRKA) interacting protein 1 (gene akip1). Lineage: Eukaryota; Metazoa; Chordata; Actinopteri; Perciformes; Nototheniidae. Gene Ontology annotation, molecular function: carbohydrate binding. The coding region runs from base 499 to 1026 and encodes 175 amino acids. The transcript is spliced from 6 exons. The record is from RefSeq and is a predicted model, not a curated record. Gene Ontology annotation, biological process: regulation of non-canonical NF-kappaB signal transduction. Gene Ontology annotation, cellular component: nucleoplasm.